AUGAUGAUGAUAACAGGACACGCCCCCCCUGUUGAUUCUCCCCACACCUGGUACCAACUCCAAUCAGCGCACCUGCUACUCAUCCUGCUCCAUCAUCUGCCUUCAAAUGCCAGUCGGACUUUCCUCUCCCUGCCGGAUUGUUGCUUACCACUGAAAAUAACCCACCUUUGGAAUCCUCUGCUGCCAAUAGCGCACUGGAACAUCAAGUCUGCAGCCCCACUGAGGAACACAGCCCAGCACCCCCUCUGCCAGUCCGGCCAACUUCGGACCCAGCACCCUCUCUGCCAGUCCAGCCAUCUUCGGACCCAGCACCCCCUCUGCCAGUCCAGCCAUCUUCGGACCCAGCACCCCCUCUGCCAGUCCAGCCAUCUUCGGACCCAGCACCCCCUCUGCCAGUCCAGCCAUCUUCGGACCCAGCACCCCCUCUGCCAGUCCAGCCAUCUUCGGACCCAGCACCCCCUCUGCCAGUCCAGCCAACUUCGGACCCAGCACCCCCUCUGCCAGUCUGGCCAACUUCGGACCCAGCACCCCCUCUGCCAGUCCGGCCAACUUCGGACCCAGCACCCCCUCUGCCAGUCCGGCCAACUUCGGACCCAGCACCCCCUCUGCCAGUCCGGCCAACUUCGGACCCAGCACCCCCUCUGCCAGUCCGGCCAACUUCGGACCCAGCACCCCCUCUGCCAGUCCGGCCAACUUCGGACCCAGCACCCCCUCUGCCAGUCCAGCCAACUUCAGACCCAGCACCCCCUCUGCCAGCCCACACUCACAGCUUCAAUAAAAUAAGAUUCUUUACCACCUACUCCAGACUGCGCCUGAGUUCUGAUCCUCCUUCCUGACAGCUCAUUGUGUUAAUUUACAACAAUGUAUUAUAAAAUUAUCCUGUUUUGUAUGAAAAUUCUUAAUCUGAGAGUAACUAAUAACUAAAGCUGUAGUUGAGUAAAGAAAGGACAAUAUGUCACUUUGAAAUGCAAUGUAAUGGAGGAACAAAGUGUCAUAAAAUGAAAAUACUAAGGUGCAACAACUCAAAAUUAUACUUUAGUAUUUGAGUAUAUUCAGUCUACCACUGGUGAAGAGGAAGGAGAAGAAGACGAGGCUGGAGAAGAAGAUAAAGAGAUAAUUAGUCCUGACAUCAUCCUUAAAAACAUCCAGGUUCUGUAUCCAUCCACCAAGUCUGGCCCUGACUGACAUAUAGAGACGGACCAGUGUUUUACUCAAAGAAACGUGACAACAAUUCUGUUACUACGGUAAAAGUCAACUGCAACUUUUUUGAAGUAACUAUACCAACAACUGGGAAUUGUAUUCUGUACUAAAACCAAUUUUUGGGACACUAAAUAUCAUAAAUAAGGUCCCUUGUAUAGCCUGUCCCAGGGUAUAGCUCAGACCCAGCUGCCUGGGGUCGGGGAUGAGGUCUGGGAUGUGGUGGACUACAGCAGACCCCCACAGA
Molecule: messenger RNA, 1444 nt
Organism: Sander lucioperca (pikeperch)
Lineage: Eukaryota; Metazoa; Chordata; Actinopteri; Perciformes; Percidae
Product: constitutive coactivator of peroxisome proliferator-activated receptor gamma-like
Exons: 3
Coding region: 1-783 (260 amino acids)
Source: RefSeq, a predicted model, not a curated record